Saccostrea cuccullata (small rock oyster) is the source of this 513-nucleotide messenger RNA. RefSeq lists its product as uncharacterized. The annotation marks the transcript as partial. The transcript is spliced from 4 exons. NCBI's taxonomy places the organism in Eukaryota, Metazoa, Mollusca, Bivalvia, Ostreida, Ostreidae. The record is from RefSeq and is a predicted model, not a curated record.
UGCUUCGCAGGAACGUGUGCCGGGGUUCCGUAUGAAAAGAUAAAAAAUUUAUACCGGGGGAUAUUUUUCACAAAGAAUGAAUUGCAAUUGAAACUAAAAGAAUUAAAUGCCUACACAAGCAGCACUAGUAAGAGUCCUGUAUGGCAGAAAAAGUUCAGGAAACCUUACGGCUAUUCCUCGCGUUUUAAAAGUACCAGUAAUUAUUACUAUUCGGGGGAUCAUGACGGUGACCAUUGUUGUCCUACGUACCGUGAUUUGAUUUUCCCUCCUGUCUUAUAUAACACGAGAGGAGUACUUCGUUACAUUGUUCAUUUCCCCGACAGUCAACCAGACCCCAUGUAUCAAUUCAUACCGAGGGGGAGAUGUGUAUCUGGAGGUAGCUGUAACAGGUGUCUACAGGAGAACGCCCUCCACUCCGUGCUCGUGAUUGACUGGACAGCACCCCCAUAUUUCGAGUUUGACGAUUUCUACCUAGAGAGUUAUUGUUCUUGUAAAGAUCGUUAAUUAUAAAUG